Messenger RNA from Neopsephotus bourkii (Bourke's parrot), 1651 nucleotides. RefSeq names its product SIX homeobox 1 (gene SIX1). Gene Ontology annotation, biological process: regulation of transcription by RNA polymerase II. Gene Ontology annotation, cellular component: nucleus; transcription regulator complex. The record is from RefSeq and is a predicted model, not a curated record. Bases 204 to 1052 code for a protein of 282 amino acids. The transcript has 2 exons. Gene Ontology annotation, molecular function: DNA-binding transcription factor activity, RNA polymerase II-specific; RNA polymerase II cis-regulatory region sequence-specific DNA binding. Lineage: Eukaryota; Metazoa; Chordata; Aves; Psittaciformes; Psittacidae.
CCGGGACAAAGUCCCCCCGGCGCCGCGACGAGCAUCCCCGCUCGCCCGCCAGACCUGGCUGUCGCCUCGCCUCCCAGCUCUGGGGCCGCGACCAGGACAGCGACCGGGUCAGGCGGGCGGCUUCCCCACGCCGCUCCGCAGCCGAGCUCCCGCGGGGUGCCUGCAGCCACCUCCUCCUUCUCCUGCCGCCGCCGUGCCCGGCCAUGUCGAUGCUGCCGUCCUUUGGCUUCACGCAGGAGCAGGUCGCCUGCGUCUGCGAGGUGCUGCAGCAAGGAGGGAACCUGGAGAGACUGGGCCGGUUCCUCUGGUCGCUGCCGGCCUGCGACCACCUGCACAAGAACGAGAGUGUCCUGAAGGCCAAGGCGGUGGUGGCCUUUCACCGCGGCAACUUCCGCGAGCUCUACAAGAUCCUGGAGAGCCACCAGUUCUCGCCACACAACCACCCCAAGCUCCAGCAGCUCUGGCUGAAGGCUCAUUACGUGGAAGCCGAGAAACUGCGGGGCAGACCCUUGGGCGCCGUCGGCAAAUACCGCGUCCGCCGAAAAUUCCCUUUGCCCCGCACCAUCUGGGACGGCGAGGAAACCAGCUACUGCUUCAAGGAGAAAUCCCGGGGCGUGCUGCGGGAAUGGUACGCCCACAACCCCUACCCGUCCCCCCGGGAGAAGCGGGAAUUGGCAGAAGCCACCGGUCUCACCACCACCCAGGUCAGCAACUGGUUCAAGAACCGAAGGCAGCGGGACCGAGCGGCGGAGGCGAAGGAAAGGGAGAACACGGAAAACAACAACGCGGCCACCAACAAGCCGAACCAACUCUCGCCUCUGGAUGGGAGCAAACCCCUCAUGUCCAGCUCCGAGGAAGAGUUUUCUCCUCCCCAAAGCCCGGAUCAGAACUCGGUCCUGCUCUUGCAGGGAAACCUCAGCCACGCCAGGAGCUCCGGCUACUCCCUGGGCGGCUUGGCCGCAUCCCAGACCCCUCACAGCCUCCAAGGCCACCAGCUCCAGGACUCGCUGCUGGGACCCCUCACGUCCAGCCUGGUGGAUCUGGGAUCCUAAAGGCCCGCGGCGGGCUGGCAGAGGGUCGGGAGCGGCGGUUCCGCUCUGGGACAGAGGCUCUGGGUUGUACAUAGAGGACAGCACCCGGGUUUACAGCUCACCCGCUGCUUCUUGACGGGACUCUCGGCUCUUUUCACACAACCCCACGUCGGCUCCUGGUCCAGUUCCCUCCCAGUGUCUCCCACUAUCAUCACCAUGAUUGGGUUUUUUUAUUUCUAUUUUUUUUUUCCGCGUAGCCAACGCAGGGAGCGGCUGAAACCCUCAGCCCUUCAAGUUCAGCCCAGCUGGUCCCAACGGGAAUUACAAAAAAGAGAGAGGGGAAAAAACAAACCCAACCCCAGCUGGAUCCGAUUCCACCCAAACAAAUCCCAGCCCCGCGGGCGCGGAGGGGCCGGGGCGGCCGCCGAAUCCCCGCUGCUGCCCGGUGUGUCCCUGCGGGGCCGGCGCUGAGCUGGGCCGGGGGCAGAGGGAGCGACUCGUUGCGCUGAGCCCGGCGUUGUGGCGGGAGGAGGGAGGGGAGUUACGUUUACAUUUUUCAUAUUUAGCCUUACCGGAAAGAUUUUGAUGUAGUUUAAAUUAAAAAAAAAAAAAAAAAAAAA